Molecule: messenger RNA, 1381 nt
Organism: Eucalyptus grandis
Lineage: Eukaryota; Viridiplantae; Streptophyta; Magnoliopsida; Myrtales; Myrtaceae
Product: mitochondrial phosphate carrier protein 1, mitochondrial
Biological process (GO): mitochondrial phosphate ion transmembrane transport
Cellular component (GO): mitochondrial inner membrane
Molecular function (GO): phosphate transmembrane transporter activity
Source: RefSeq, a predicted model, not a curated record
GGGAAGGAAACUGGCCUGCAGAUGCGGAGGGUGGCGAGGGGGGAAGAUUCUCUGAAAAGGGCUGCCGGAGGGCUUCUGUUUUUCGGUGAUGGGAGCGUCAAGUUUUGAUUUUUCUUGUUUUUUUUUUUCUUAGGGGAAAUGAUGAGGGAGGUGGCGGAAGAGAGGAUGCGCGAGGAGAUCAGAAGAGGAGGACAUUAUUAUGGAGUUUGUGCGGCUGGAGGAGUUCUCAGUGCUGGAACCACCCACCUGGUCAUAACCCCUCUUGAUGUCUUGAAAGUCAAUAUGCAGGUGAAUCCAAUCAAGUAUAACAAUGUUUAUUCAUGUUUCACUACUCUAUUGAGAGAGCAAGGCCCUCCUGCCUUUUUCUUUGGAUAUGGUGCUCAAGGUGGGUGCAGAUUCGGUCUCUACGAGUACUUCAAACGGGUUUACUCUGAUGCCUUGGUCGGCAGCAACAGGAGCUUGAUUUUUUUCCUCAGCAGUGCUUCUGCGGAAGCAUUUGCAAAUGUGGCACUUUGCCCUUUUGAAGCUGUUAAAAUUCGGGUUCAAGUGCAGCCCCACUUUGCAAAAGGCUUGGUUGAUGGCUUCCCUAAAGUAUAUGCAUCAGAAGGCCUUCUAGGAUUUUACAGAGGGCUUCUACCACUUUGGGGUCGAAAUCUUCCAUUUUCAAUGGUGAUGUUCUCAACAUUUGAGCAUUCAGUGGAUUUCCUGUAUCGUAAUGUUAUUAGAAGAAGAAAGGAGGAUUGCUCAAAAGUUCAACAACUUGGGGUAACAUGCUUAGCUGGAUAUGCUGCUGGAUCUGUUGGUAGCGUCAUAUCAAAUCCCGCUGACAAUAUUGUUGCUUCCAUCAACAACAAAAAAGCUGACAGUCUCAUGCUGGCAAUCAGGAAUAUUGGGUUUGCGAAUCUGUUCACGAGGAGCCUUCCCAUUAGAAUUAUACUCGUUGGACCUGUAGUAACUUUGCAGUGGUUGUUCUAUGAUACUAUCAAGAUUCUUAGUGGAUUGCCAACUAGUGGUGAAGUCUCAGCUGAUCCACAGAGAGAGAAUAUAAGAGCCUGAGCUAUGCCCAAAUGAUUGCACUGUUUUUUCAGAGAGUGAGGUGGUGUCCUCACCAAAUAAGGAAAUUAGAGCCUUUUUGGGGUGUUAAAUAUGCUGGAAUGUUACAAUCAUUGCAACUACUGAACAAUUCCAAAAGACCAUGAGAUAUGAUGGCAGCCUUUUAUGCCAUUACAUAUCGUGGUUUAUAGCUCUAGUUGUUCUUGAUUUUUGCUCGACCAUUGUUCUUGCUUUUAGCUCAUGGGCGUUUCUCUCCAUCGGUGGCCUAACUUACAUGUCUGAACGAUGUAAUUCUUGUUCUUGCCAAGAAUAUAUGCCUACCUGAUAA